This is a messenger RNA of Symbiodinium natans, 2961 nucleotides long. The record is from the annotation of a GenBank genome assembly. Lineage: Eukaryota; Dinophyceae; Suessiales; Symbiodiniaceae.
AUGAUGGAUCGAGCCCGAUACCGCCAAGCCUUUGUCAAAGUGAGUGCCAACAUGGUACUUGAUGGCAUCUUGACCGUCGUUGACAGCAAGCAUAUUAUCGGGCAGCUGCAGGAGGACAAGCCAGAAGGUGCAGUCAAUGAGGCAGUAGAACAGAUCGCAUUUGCAGAUCGGAUUCUGCUGAACAAGACAGAUCUGAUUAGCGAAGCGGAGCUCGAAGAUGUUCAACGAGAGGUACGGCGAAUCAACAAGACAGCUGCGAUCAAACGGACACAAAAUUCGCAAGUGGACAUGGACUUUCUUCUUGGCAUCAAGGCUUUCUCCCUGGAGCGGGUACUUUUGCAGGUCAGCCAAGGAUUUCUGGAGGAGGAGGAACAUGGGCACAGUCAUGGCCACAGCGGUGCUCAUGAGAAAGGACAUGGUCAUGACGGUCAUGAUUGUCACGAGGAGCAUGGUGGAGAUCAUGGUGGUGGUCAUGCACAUGAAGGGCAUGAUGGUCAUUGCGAGCAUGGACAUGAUUGUCAUGAUCACGAUGGUCAUGAUCACGAUGGUCAGGCCUGUGACCAUCCCUCACAUCGCAAGCGGCACGACUACAGAGUUAGCUCCGUCGGCAUUCAGAGGGACAGCGAAGUUAUGAAAGAGAAGCUUGACAGUUUCAUCAGUUGGCUGAUCCAGCAGAAAGGGCCCGACCUGUACCGCUCCAAGGGUGUCCUCGCUGUGCAUGGCCUACCACAGAAGUACGUGUUUCAUGCCGUGCACAUGCAGUUCAGCGGCAAGCCCCAGGAUGAGUGGGAACCCAGCGAGAAGAGGUGCUGCAAGAUGGUCUUCAUCGGAAAGAACUUGGAUCGCGAAGAGUUGAACAGGUUGUUUCCUCCGCUACAUGCAGACACCAACAAGCGCCGUCAAGAAGUCUUUCGAUUUGCGGAAGCUGCAAAGCCUCUCAGAAGCUUGGCCGGCAACAAGGCAAGUGGUCCACAAGAGCUGGAGCUGAACUUCGGCUUCCGCUGUUGGCGCUUGCGCGCCUUGUUUUAUGUGAGCGGUGCAGAUGCAGCCAUAGCACGGCGCUGGAUGGUGCUGCUCGAUGCUGCGCGCCUCACAGGUGGAGGUGGCGAGGACAUCAGCGAAGAUGAGGACAGCGACGAGGACAGCACGUCCUGCAUCUUGGCAACGAAGUGUCCAGUGACUCCAUCCAGUGUGUGGGACCCCACCUUGACAUUGGAGCAGUGGAAGAUUGUGGAAGCCGAUUGGGGUGGGGCCCUCCGAUUAAAGUGCUGUAAGCAGCCUGCCGUCGGUCACGACUGCGGCGUCCGCAACCUCAUCGCAGCUGUCGGAGGUGGAGGUGGACACACCCAAGUUUGGCUCGAAGGUACGGACGGCAGUGCCUUGAGACCAUCUAGCCGUUGCUUCUGUGACCGGUUGACCGAGUCGGCCAAGCAACAGCUGGCCAUCACCGACAUUUUGGAGGCGGACCCCUCGCAGCUCGACGCAUGCUUUCUUUCCUGGCUUCCAUUCCUCCAGGAAGAGAUGGUCUUCGGUGACCGGAGCGCCGCGGCUGUUGCUGAUGGCUUGUCGUCAGCCUUCCGUCACCUGUGGGCAUCCCUUUGCCGUGUCGCGGACAUUGAGGUCCCGCAGGCCCCGCUGGAGGCAUCGCAGGCAGCCGAGCAAGCCAUCUUGACCCUGACUGAAGGACGGUGCAAGCCAUCAGUGCGGCAAAGCCUGGAUCGCUUUGUCGAAGGCUUUCUCUUGCGCUCGCAGCGGGCGGUGGAGAACUGGUUACACCUGGCAGAUCCAGGGGCCGACGACCUGAGCUACUUGGCACAGAGACUGAUCUUCGAGGUGCGGCCAGCGAUUCUGCACUUCUGUGUGGGUGCAGGAUACUUUGCAGGAGGGCUCUUGGAUCACAGCCAGACAGCCUACGAUUCCUUGGAGAAGCUCUUGCUCCGCGAAUGGGAGUCUAGGAGUUGCGAGGAGUCUUCGGCCCUUUUCGCGCAUAUCUUUGAAAGCUACCAUGAGGCCACACCUUUGCUGGGCCCCGGACUGCGACGCUUGGGCGCGUGCGCCGCGGCUUGGAGAACAUGGCGCAGCCAUGUGGCAGCCUUGGACCGCGCUGCAUCGGUAUUGGUCGCCAGCCUGAAUGCAGCUCUUCGAUCACAGCGUGCAGCGACUCAGCCCCUUUUACAGGAGGCGCAGCUCUUUGUGCACCCUCCAAAAAAGCGGCGGUCCUUGCGACGCACAUUGCAAGACAUGCAGAAAGCUGGAGCAUGCGGAGACAGCAAAAGCGACCAUUGGAUGCCAGAGGAGGUGUUGAAAAUGUCACUGAAGGAUGCCGCACAACUCGCGUGUUUCUGCCGCGCCGCCGCGGCGGAGCCAGGCUCCUGGGGCUCAGAGGCAACCACGGCGCUGUGCGCAGAGGUACUUUUGUCCUUCGCCAAGGCUUUUGAGUCGGAGGUUUCCUCGCUGGCCGACAUUUUAGUGCCGGUACACGCGAAGAAUCACCGUGACGAUGUCAAGGUGCAAAGGUUUAGCACGCAUAAAGGUGAGGAAGACGGUGUGCUCACGCAUGCUGCGCACGCUUGGGUGGUAUUCUUGGAAAGCAUGGAAAGCUUGCCUGGCCAAGCGGCAAUUCUCCAGCAAUGUCGACGUGCUGUCCUGGUGCUGCUGGCGGAAACGUGGGUCGAGAAUUUCAUCCGAGAGCCCCCACGCUGGCCCGCUGCAAGGAUGUUAUCUGUGCUGUGGGCAGAUGAAGCUGCUGUGCGCAUGGUGCAAGGCAUAGAGACGCAUACACUUCCAGAACUUGCGAGCUUCUUGGAAGUGCUGAGCGUCCUGCGCCAUAUACUACAAAGUGGAAGGCCAGUGGCAGAGUGGGACGAUUUUGCACGUGCAGAGGCAACGCUUCAAAAGUUGCUUGGUGAGGAUACUGGAAGGGCCUUGGUCCAGGCAUUCUGGCAGGCACUGAGUCACUAA